Messenger RNA from Linum tenue, 507 nucleotides. The record is from the annotation of a GenBank genome assembly. Lineage: Eukaryota; Viridiplantae; Streptophyta; Magnoliopsida; Malpighiales; Linaceae.
AUGUCUCACUUGACAGGGUGCAUGAUGCAGCAUUUAGACAUGGCUCUACUGUCGGCAUUUGUGGAGAGGUGGCAGCCGGACACAAACACCUUGCACAUGCCAUUUGGAGAGAUUUCGAUCCUUCUAUACGAUGUGCAUCACAUUCUUCGUAUUCCGGUUGAUGGAGAGCUAAUGGGAGAUGAGGCGUCGCCGGAUAUUCUUAAGUCAGGCAUGGAUGGUCUAGUUCGACUUUCGGUGGAUGCUCAUGUUGGUGGUAAGUGGAAGUCUAAGUGGUACGAUAAUGGUGCUAUCCAUGCAGAGGGAUUGUUGGUGCGUGGGGAAGAGCUGAAGAUUAAGGAGAUGGAGGUGCAGCGUUACCUAUUUGUGUACCUGGGAUCCACUGCUACCUCGAACAACAUCAACCUCAGAGCUUCUAGAGUGACUUUCGUAUUCAACUCUCGAAAUGGUUUUCCAUCCGCUCGGAGCAGCUUCUUUUGUCGGGAAUCCUCUAGAAGCUUCCUGAUUUGA